AUGAAAUCAGGGUACAAGCUCUUGUGGUUUAAAACAGCAAACGACGUGUCUCUCGAAGGCAUCGAAUACAAGUCGUUUCCUAGUGGAAUCCACGAUUUACAAGAAGCCACGGUGUUUCUCAGCCACGCCGCAAAUGACAAGCUUCUUUAUGGAUUGAGCUGUUUCAAGCAGUUUGCUAUUGAUCAGAGCAACCCCGAUGAUCGAGACAAUUUGAGAAUGUACUCAGUGGGAAUUUUGUGUGAGCCAAAACAGAGCGAUUGGAAACCAAACGAGUUUAUCAACAAUGGUUGGGAAUACAUUGAAGAGUUGAAAAGUGUAUUGAAUGCAAUUGAGGCUGACACCAUUCGGAAACGUACAGAGGGGCUUGAUGUCGACAUCGAUAUGAAGAAAAUUGAAACAGCGUUGCAAGAAGUAGGUUCGAGAAACUCUACCUUGCGCAUUCCUGGUGACGAACCCAACAAGGGGAGGCAUUUACUACUUGGCCUACCACAAUUGUUUAAGACAUUGGGCCCACUUGUAUUUUCCAUCUACAAGCAGAGUCUUUUACGCAAGAACAUUUUGAUUUUUAAUGAAUUGCAUCUGAACUCUGAGGAACUAAAGUCAUCGAGUAGGGAUAAUUAUAGCACGCUUUCUUCCUUUAGUUAUUUGCUAUCCAUUUUAUCGGUGGUUCCAAAAAGCGCAAAGUUACCCAAUCCAAAACUUCACUCCCAGCAGCCAUUAUACAACAUUGGUUUAAAUGAGCUUUCGUCAAACUUGCUUGAAAAAUACAAGAAUUCAGAAAACGGGUAUAUUGCAGUCACCAGUGACGAGAUAUUGAAGGACCAUCCGAUUUACGAUGUUGGUGUUGAAAUAGGUGAUACAGUCAAGGCAUUUGCCCGCGACAAGACCGCUAUCAAAGCAACAAUUCGAGACUAUCACAAAUUCCAAGUGCUUUACUCGGACUUUAUCACGGAGAACUUUGACUUUACCAACAAUUCAAACGUAUCGACAGAUGAUCUAAAUUCAGUUUCUUCAAGGACUGAAACUGAAGAGGGCUCCGUGCACUCUUUCUCGCCUCGUGCUACCGCUGCUGCCGCUGCUGCUGCUGCAAAGUUUUGUACAAGUAUUUCUCAUCAGAUCAAUAAUGAGCCAUUGUGGUGGCGGCAGGAUAGUGUUGAGCCUGUCUCGUGGACAGAAUCCAUCUGGUCUGCUUUUUCGUGGUUUGCUUCAGCUGGCCAGCAACUCAACAUUGAAGAAGAUUCGCCAGAUUUACAGUUGAACAAGCAAACUGACUUGCUUGAUCUUUUGAACGUUGUGGGGUACUUUCACCAAUUGACGUCAAAGUGGCUCAACUAUAUCGAUGAAGCCAUAGAAGAGGAAUAUCACAACAAAUUUGACAGUUCUGAAGAUGGGCAGCUACUCAACAAAGUAGAACUACGUCUAUCAUAUCAGGAUAUGAUUGACAUGGAAUUGGAUCCUUAUAGUCAGCAAGAUGCUCAAUUUUUGAAGGAGUUUGUCAUGUUGUACUAUCAAGACAGGGUUGAGAGCGUUGAAGUGGGCUACAAUCUAAGCAACAUAUGCUGUUGA
Lodderomyces theae is the source of this 1566-nucleotide messenger RNA. RefSeq lists its product as uncharacterized. The transcript has a single exon. Bases 1 to 1566 code for a protein of 521 amino acids. Gene Ontology annotation, cellular component: lipid droplet. The record is from RefSeq and is a predicted model, not a curated record. NCBI's taxonomy places the organism in Eukaryota, Fungi, Ascomycota, Pichiomycetes, Serinales, Debaryomycetaceae.